UUUCUUUUCCCCAUCGUCUUUUGCCAUCUUUUUUCUCUUCUAAAUAAAUUUAAAAAAAAAGGACAAUGGCGUUUUAUACCCAAAUAUUUCUUGUCUUCGCCAUUUCUUUCUUCCUUACAACCCUCCCCUCUAAGGCAUACAAAAAUUACCCCACUCCAUCACAAUCCCAUGCACCUGCCCUUUCCCCACAACAAUCCUCCUCCUUCUCGACCUCGACCUCAUCCUCAUCCUCAUCCUCAUCCUCAUCCUCUGCCUCGGCCUCUUCAUUGUCGUCCCUAACUGCUUCUGUAGCCUCUACAACAACUUUUGAAAUUCCAAAAAACAUCCCCGUUGUAUCAACAGGGGAUGUCUCGAUAUUUGUAAAAGCUAUCAUGGACGCAACAAUGUCCAAGACCGACGAAUUUAUUACCAAAGUCAUUGACAAACGUUUGGCUGAACCAAACACAGAUAUUUAUGCUAAGGAUUGUCUUGAGACAUGCAAAUCUGUCUUUGAAGAUGCAAAGGAUGCAAUGAAGAGGACUGAGGAAGAUGUCAAAGCAGGAAAUAUGUACAAAGCUAAUGUGGAUGUUAGUGCAAUGUCAACAAACAUUGAUACUUGCAAUGAAUGUGCUACUUCUAUAUAUGGAUUUGAUCCUGAGUUCAAGAAAUUUGACAAUUGGGCACAAGGGAUUGCUAGUGAUUGCCUUGAUAAGAUUACUGGCCAAAGCAGUUAAAUUGGUAUUUGAUCUUAAUAUUUCAAGAGUUUGUUAUCAACUCUUUCUACUUCUAUAAAUUGUAUUUUGCGUUGUAAUCAUGGAAAGAUUUGGCGAUAAAUAAUCUUUUAACCUACA
Nicotiana tabacum (common tobacco) is the source of this 830-nucleotide messenger RNA. RefSeq lists its product as uncharacterized. The record is from RefSeq and is a predicted model, not a curated record. NCBI's taxonomy places the organism in Eukaryota, Viridiplantae, Streptophyta, Magnoliopsida, Solanales, Solanaceae.